UAUCUUCUCUUCUCUUUCUGCGCUUGUGCCCAUCAUGCGGUAAAUGGAGGAAGGGCAGUCCCUAUAGUCCCUACAAAUUGAGUCAGCAACAGAGAAGAGCCAACCAUUGAAGAUAAGCAAAGCCGCUAUGCGAAAACCAAAUCGGACACGUGUCAAUCUGAUAUUUCUUUCUUGAUUUUCCUCCAAAAUAACAGUUUUUUUUCGUUCUUCUUGUCUUGGAAGUCUCAGAAGUUAAAGAGGGUAGUUGAAAUUUUAAGCUCCUGUGCUUUCAAAUUGACAAAGCACCAAACUUUCUCCUCUUCAAUUCCCAAAAUUUCAGUUUGCUGCAAGAGAAAAAAAGAAGGAAAUUUCAAUGGCAACAACAGCUUCUUGUGUGGGUUCAUCAACUCUGUUACAAUCCCAAAUUAAUGGAUUUGGCGGGAGUCUUAACCUUCAAAAGCCCAAUUCACUCACUUUCACCAGGAGGAGAGUUCAAACAGUGGUGAAGGCUUCUUCUCGGGUGGAUAAGUUUUCGAAAAGUGAUAUUAUUGUUUCUCCAUCCAUCCUUUCUGCUAACUUUUCUAAAUUAGGAGAGCAGGUAAAAGCAGUUGAGCAGGCAGGCUGCGACUGGAUUCAUGUAGAUGUGAUGGAUGGUCGAUUUGUUCCAAAUAUAACUAUUGGACCCCUUGUAGUUGAUUCCUUGCGCCCUAUCACUGAUCUUCCAUUGGAUGUGCAUCUGAUGAUUGUCGAACCUGACCAGAGAGUACCUGAUUUCAUAAAAGCUGGUGCUGAUAUUGUCAGUGUUCACUGUGAGCAAUCUUCAACCAUCCACUUGCAUCGUACAAUAAAUCAGAUUAAAAGUUUGGGAGCUAAAGCUGGGGUUGUCCUCAAUCCUGGAACCCCUUUAACCGCAAUUGAAUAUGUUCUUGAUGCUGUUGAUCUGGUGCUGAUAAUGUCUGUAAACCCUGGAUUUGGGGGACAGAGCUUCAUUGAAAGUCAGGUCAAGAAGAUCUCAGACUUGAGAAAAAUCUGCGCAGAGAGGGGACUAAACCCUUGGAUUGAAGUUGACGGUGGUGUUGGCCCCAAAAAUGCUUACAAGGUCAUUGAAGCUGGAGCCAACGCUUUGGUAGCUGGUUCUGCCGUUUUUGGAGCUCCUGAUUAUGCUGAAGCUAUUAAAGGAAUCAAGACAAGCAAAAGGCCUGAAGCAGUUGCUGUAUGAAGUUUGUGCCUACUUGGUUCAAGUCGUCAUAACUGUUAAUACGGAGUUGUUCUGUGUAUGUUCGUCGUCAAUUUCUAAGUUUUCUUCUUUAUCUUUUUUCAGCCAAAUUUCAUUAAGAUUAUUAUUUUCUUUACAGUAUCAUAUCAUUAUUAACAUUUGUGAACAUUAGAGGUAGCCAUCUUUAAGGUUGACCUUCAUAUCUUUGUAUUCAUUGCACAUACGAAAGUUCGUGCCAUAUGUAUUUACAGUGGGGGAGAGAUACCCGUUUUCCAUAUCAUGGUUUACAAGACGAUAACUAUAUUCAAUUUUUUCCCAUCGUUUUAAUCAA
This is a messenger RNA of Nicotiana tabacum (common tobacco), 1526 nucleotides long. Its product is annotated as ribulose-phosphate 3-epimerase, chloroplastic-like. Lineage: Eukaryota; Viridiplantae; Streptophyta; Magnoliopsida; Solanales; Solanaceae. Gene Ontology annotation, molecular function: D-ribulose-phosphate 3-epimerase activity. The record is from RefSeq and is a predicted model, not a curated record. Gene Ontology annotation, biological process: carbohydrate metabolic process; pentose-phosphate shunt.